Messenger RNA from Penaeus vannamei (Pacific white shrimp), 631 nucleotides. Lineage: Eukaryota; Metazoa; Arthropoda; Malacostraca; Decapoda; Penaeidae. The record is from RefSeq and is a predicted model, not a curated record.
CUGUCCCAUUCCCCUCUCGUGCCCCCCUCCUCUCUCCAAACAACCCCAUAGCAAGUACCUCCUGGCUGUUUCUGACGGGCGCCGUGAGCUGCUUCCCCUCUAUCCUUUGCAGGCUCUGUUCAAAGAGAGGUAUGAGAAAAUGUCCGUGGAGAACCAGCAAGCCUGCAGACUCAGGUUCCAAAAGCUGAGAGAGAGGCUUCUGAGACGGGAAAUACGUGCUGGAAGAAGGCGAAUCAGGGACCGAAAGCCAGGGUUUAGCAUCGUGUCGUCGGUUAAUGAUAAAGUCUCAAGAUUUCUACAGGAUCCCACUCAGUCGGAGCUCCGUCUGCGUCCCAUGACGGACAAGGACCGCGACCAGCUUAAUCAUCUGGCUGACCUCUACUCUCUGACGGUGCGGGGCGGAGACAACCACUCGGCUCCCAUACUCACCAAGACAAGAAACACAAUUACGAAGCAAAGGCUUGAGGUGGAUAGUGAGGUAAUGGCAUGUGAAGGAGCCUUCCCAGGAGGCUUGCCGGUACCGUUGAGUGACAUGAAGAGACGCCGCCGCACCCCUCCCCUCCUCCCAACAACCUGACAGAGGGCAGCAAUGAUUCCGUUGAGAGUGUCUUCAACAGCGCUGGAAUUUCAG